CCGUGUACUGCUGCCCGUCACUCACAUCAUCUGUACAGUAGCAGUCGCGCCUUCUCGCUUUAGCUUCCAUGGCUACCAACUAGAGAACCAGUUUGUCGCCUCGACCUGCUCGUUAGCUCUCGUAAGCUGGCUAGCGGGCAUAAUAAAUGGGAUGAUGUAGCUAUCUAACUGUGAUCGAUCAACGUGAGUACCGUAGCAUGCUAAGCUAACAUGAAGCCAUAUCCAUUUGGCUUGGCUAGUAACUAGAUCGAGCUAACGUCUCUAAGCUAGCGCAGGCUAGCAUUCACCUGCAGGGUGUUAUUGCUAACUAACUGACACCGUCGUUGCUAGCCUGCCCCGAUGGAAAGUGCGCGGAGUACGACUAUGAAGGAAAGCUACUCGGAUGGUCUUUCGGCUUCAUCCACGCCACAAGGAAUACUUGAUUCCAACAAUGAUAGUAACUCUGUGAAGCCCAGUGGUUUGCCGUUACUGUCUGCUGGAAAGAGACCUUCGGGUGGGGAGGAUGAUGGUGGGGGUGGAGAAUCAAAACUCUUUGGGAAGGGACUUGCAACCACAUCCCUACUUCAAAUUGCGAUAAGGAACGGGAUCUAUCAAAGUCAAGUUGCCAGCGCUAUUGGUGGUGCGGCCAAAAAUGUCAACAUGCCCACCGUUAAAACCGCCAACAUUUACAGUCUCACAUCGGUCAACAAUACUACAAGUGUCAACUCUUUACUGAACAGGAGACGGCGGAGGCACAAGAGAAAUCUCUCCCUGGGGGCUCCACCGACCACUUGCACGUCCGCCGCGUCCUCGUCGGAGACAGCGAACCCCAGCCCCUCAGCCUCUCCGCUGAGCACUCUCAGUCUGGAUAGGAAGACGUUUCUUAGGCAGAAGCAGUCCAAACAGCUCCAGGUCUCUGACAAGACAUGGGUGAGAUCGGAUCUCUGCCGGGGCUGUAUUCAUGUCCACGACUGGCUCACGCCCUCCUAUCCGAGGCCGGUGCUUUGUACACUCGAUACCACUGCCGGAGAAGUGGCGCGUCAGCUGGAAGUGGGUAAAGCUGGAGCAAUUUUGAGAAUUAAUGGUAAAACAAGUGCUUUAAUGGACCUUAAUGCCAACUGUAAUGAUAGUCACGCACAAAGCGAUGACAAACAAAGUCUUCAGGAGAGUGUGGAUGUCACUAAGACAGUCUCACCUGGCUCUCUUUUAUCCUCCAAAGCAGAGGGGAAUGAGGCUCUGCAGUAUAGCAGCAACACAUCACAGUGUUACCCAGACACCAAAUUCCCUUGCGGUUUAUUUUCAGAUGAUAAGAUGACAGGCACCAUUUCAUCAGAGGUCUGUCUGACUGACAGCUUGGGAAUGGAUCUGGGCCUUGGUCUGGCAGACUGUUACGGACUCUACUCAGGUUCAGACAUGGAGAGCAGCACCUGUGAGGACUUCAGUCCUGGUGGGCCCAGAAGUAGCGAACACCAGGACUCACUGAGUGAUGGGCAGGGCUUGGGUACAGACAACUCAGUGCAGAGUCCCAACUGUGACAGUGCCACAGAGGGACCCGAUCCUUUUGAGAGCUCCUCAGACGAGGUAGAGCUCACAUCGUCCCCAACACAUCCAGCCAGCGUCUCAGCUGUAGACAAGCAAGGGGAAAUGCUCACCACAGGUCCCUGCAGUGACCAAAAUGGGAUGUCAACCACACUGAAUGAUAGUGUUGAUGCUGGAGCGGAAAGCAACAUAGAUUCUCCAAACUUGAUCAAACCUCCCUCUAAAUGCUGUAGCAGCUCUCAGACUCGGCCCCUGACCGGCCCAGCAUCUGUCCAGCCUGACCUGGAGAUCCCGGGGGAGAGCAGAGGGUGGCCAGAUCCCGUCAGUACUAGUCCGACCCCAGCCCUCUUUGUCCAGCUGCAUGGUGGAGCUGUUCGGCGGCUGAGGAGUGAUGAAAGGCCUCUGCAGAUAUUAAAUGAAUACCUCACUAAUCUGGGGUUUGAAGACCCGGGGAGAGUGCAGGAGGAGGGGAUGAAUCCAGAAAUUGGUUGCCUGAUACGCUUUUACUUUGGUAAGCCACGGAGCGUGGGAGGUUCGGAGCGUGUGCAGCUUUCUGGGGUGUUCAACGUGCGGAAAGGGAAGCUGGCCCUGCCAGUGAACCGCUGGUCAAAGCGCCAGGUCACACUGAGUGGAACCUGUCUCAUUGUCUCUUCUGUUAAACACGCCCACACGGGCAAGAUGCAUAUCCUCCCACUCAUCGGAGGAAAGGUGGAGGAGGUGAGGAGACACAGCCACUGCCUGGCCUUCAGCUCAGCUGGGCCCCAGAGCCAGACCUACUACAUCAGUUAUGACUCCUACACAGAGCACCUUCGCUGGCACAGGCAUGCAGCAAAGAUUGCAUCACAGAGGGUGAGCUCAGUCGACCUGUCGUGUUGCAGCCUGGAGGAACUGCCAUCUCAGCUCUUCUACAGCCAGGACCUUACUCACCUAAACCUCAAACACAACUUCAUGUCACCACAGAAGGGUCUUGCAGCGCUCACCAGGUUCUGUAAACUGAGAAGCCUCAGCCUGUCUAAUAAUGCUCUGGGUGAGUUUCCUCUGGCCUUGUGUGACAUCUCUUCACUAACGGAGCUCAACCUGUCCGGAAACUGCCUGUCUUCACUGCCUGCCGCAGUAGGAACCAUGCAAAACCUGCAGACUCUUCUUCUGGAUGGGAACUUACUGAGUUCUCUGCCUGUGGAACUGGGCUCUCUGGAGGGCCUGACCUACCUGGGCUUGUCCUUCAACUGUUUUAGCUGCAUCUCCCCUGUCCUAGAGAAAUUAAAGGGCAUGGAGAGACUUUGUCUGGCAGGGAACCAGCUCUCUGUCCUGGAUAUGGCUGGACUGCAGUGGCUGCCUGCUCGCUACAUAGAUCUCAGAUUGAACCGGCUCCAAAAGGUGAUGGUGGGAGAGACAGGGCAACUGGCUCAUGUUGUCCAGCUGGAUGUGAGGGAUGCUGGCCUGUCAGAGCUGGACGUCAGGCCUCUCUCCAGGCUGGAGCUCCUCCGUUGUGACAGAAACACGCUGUCCUUCCUCAGAGUCAGCGGCCACACCCUCAAGGGCCUGCAUGCUGCACACAAUGAGCUGAAACAGCUGGAGGUGUGCCCUGCGCCAGAGAAUCUUACGGUUCUGGAUGUGUCCUGGAACAGUCUGGAUGGUGUCCCUGACUGGGUGUGUGAGAGCAGCAGACUGGAAGUGUUGGACAUUAGUCACAACUCUGUCUCUGAGCUGCCCAUACGGUUGCUGUGCAGUGGGAGUCUGAGGAAGCUGCUGGUGGGCUGGAAUGGCCUGCACCGGCUGGCUGACAGGCUGGAGAGGUCUCAGCUGGAGGUCCUGGACGUCCAGCACAACCACCUGACUGAGCUCCCACACAAUCUGUUCAUCAAAGCCCAGGGCUUGAGAUACCUUAAUGUGUCAGCCAAUAAGCUGGAGAGCCUUCCUCCAGCUAGCCUAUCAGAGGAGAGUUUCAGCAGCCUGGAGGAGCUCUAUGUUACCAAUAACGGCUUGACAGACAAGUGCAUCCCUCUCCUGACUGAGCAUGGCCACCUCAGAGUGCUUCAUCUAGCCUACAACCAGCUGCAGACCUUCACUGCAAGCAAGCUGGCACGACUGGAGCAGCUGGAGGAGCUGGAUCUAAGUGGCAACAGGCUGAGGACUGUGCCCACCACUAUCCUGAGCUGCCAGCGCAUGCACACACUCUCUGCCCACUCCAACUGCAUCAGUGUGUUCCCUGAGGUCCUCCAGCUCCCUGAGAUCAAGUGUGUAGACCUGAGCUGUAAUGAGCUGACCGAGGUGACUCUGCCGGAGACGCUUCCUCCAAAGCUCCAGGAACUGGAUCUUACAGGCAACCCCCGCCUUAACCUGGACCACAAGAGCCUGGAGCUACUCAAUAAUAUCCGGUGUUUCAGGGUAGACCCUUCUCCCUCUGCUCUGUGUGUGAGUGAGGGCCCUGGGGCCCCUGCAGUAUGGAGUCAUGGCUACACAGAGGCCUCUGGAGUCAAAAACAAGCUGUGUGUUGCAGCUCUGGCCCUGGACAGUUUCUGUGGGAUUCGUGAGGCGCUGUAUGGAGUGUUUGAUGGAGACAGGAAUGUUGAGGUGCCUUACCUGCUACAGUGCACCAUGGGAGAUGUGCUGGCAGAGGAGCUUCACAAGAACCAGAAGCAUGAAGACUACAUGACCAACACCUUCCUCACCAUGCAGAGGAAACUGGGCACGGCAGGCCAGAGGCUGGGUGGCUCAGCCGCUUUAUGCCACAUCAGACAUGACAUGGUGGCCCCUGGUGAGCGGGGAGGCUGUUUCACCUUGACAGCUGCCAACGUAGGCAAGUGCCAGGCUGUAUUGUGUCGAGAUGGCAAGGCUCUGCAGCUGUCCUCCACACACACUGUCAAGCAAGAGCUGGAGUACCAGAGGGUCCGGCAGCAUAAUGCCAUCAUCACUGAGGACAACAAAGUCAAUGGUGUAACUGACUCCACUAGAAUUAUGGGUUACUCUUUCCUUUGUCCAUCUGUGACUCCGCAACCCCACGUCUCCACAGUAACCCUCACCCCCCAAGAUGAGUUCUUCCUGCUAGGUAGCCGGGGCUUGUGGGACAUGUUAUCUCCCAGCGAGGCGGUGGAGGCGGUGAGGAAUGUUCCAGAUGCUCUGGCUGCUGCUAAGAAACUUGUGACUCUGGCUCAGAGUUACGGCUGCUCCGACAGUCUCAGUGCUGUAGUUGUCCAACUCAGUAUCACUGAAGACUGCUGCUGUUUCUGUGAGCCACCACCCCCACCCCCGAGCCCCGGCCUGGGUGCGCACACACACACCAGUGCACACCCUUAUCACCCAGCGGGCGAUGGCAGCCUACCUCUGCCUCCGGCCUCUUCAGGAACAGUCAGUGAGCUGAGUAGUGAAUUCAGCACAUCAGAGAUGAGUAGCGAGGUUGGCUCCACUGCCUCCUCAGAGGAACCACCGCCCCAAGCCGAGCCCCUGGCAUCCCACCUAAACUUGCCGGGGCGGGCCGGGCUGCGGAGACCUGCCUGUGGAGGAGGGACCUUCCAGAGGCAGUUCUCUGGAGCUCUGUCCGACAACGGGCUGGACAGCGAGGACGAGGAGCCCAUCGCUGGCGUGUUCUCUAAUGGGAGCCGCGUUGAGGUGGAGGCCGAUGUCCACUGUCUGCAUGGACGAGACUGCCCAGCACCCCAGCCGCAAGCACACCCUCAUACACACCCCAGUUCAAGCAUUCCUCCAUCCGUCGCCUCGCACAUUGAGCCUUCACCCCUAUCGUUAUCCACUCCAUCCCCUUCCCCCUCACCGGCCUUCCAACCCCCUGUCCCUCUGCCCUCUCCCUGUCUGGGAGGAGAGGCACGGUCAGGGACUCUGGGCCGCAGAAAUCGGGCCAACGGCUCGGUCGCAUGCCAAGGGAGGAGCCAGGACCUCAUAGAGGAGGCGGGCGACGCCCCCAUCAGGAAGCCAGGGGGUUACUUCAAUGCACCCGCCCAGCCAGACCCUGAUGACCAGCUCAUUAUCCCUCCUGAGCUGGAGGAUGAAGUCCGACAGAUCAUUCAGCAGCAGCAGCAGCAGCAGCAACAACAACAACAGCAGCAGCAGCAGCAGCAGGACCAGAUGCAGCCCCACAGCCAGCAAGCACACACCUACCAGAAGCCCUCUGAUUACUUUGUCACACCCCUCUAACAUGGCACUCGCUUUCCCACCUUCAUCACAGUAAGUCAUUUCUCAUGGGCGGCUGGAGUGUAAAAGGUAUCGGGGAUGGAGUACUGUCAAGGUUUCAUGCACUUCAGCAAGUUGUUCUGCUCCCUCCAAAAAAAAACUCAUGCCCUUAGUUUCCUGAACAUGCCUUGCAUGCUGUUAUGGACCAGAGAGACUGUGUUUUGUUAUGUUUUGUUACUUUUAUUUUAUACUAUUAACUCUAUGCCCCAGGAAACGCAAUGCAAUUUUAUAACACUUUUGUGCAUUAAUUCUUUACAUAAGUUUAAUUUAAUGUAAUUGAGUUUUAUUAUAUCAUUUUAUUUGAUGAAGCACUUUGAAUGCUUUCUAUUAGAUUUUUAUUUGAGAAUAAUUCUGUUAAACGGUACAUUCUGAUACAGACCAUACUAUUCCUUGUGUUGUAGCAAACAUUUUCCCCUGUUCAUUGUAGCUGUUGGCCUUUAAAGUUGUUCGAGUUAGUGAAAAAAAUGUUUAAGACUAACUCCUUGGAGUUGCAUACUCAUAAGUGACCUAGUCACUGAAGUGUACUAAUAUUCUCUGAGAGAAAAGAUGAUUAUUUCUAAAGGCUGAUGUUCCAGAGAUGUGUUGUAGGGGGUGUGCAGAGUUCAGAGUGGUGGUGCUGUGGUAGGUGGAAUGCUGAAGGAGUGAGAUUAUCCCAUGGGCAUUACCAGCUCAAUGAAUGUUUUCGGAACAGUGUUACGCAGACUUCUUUACAUUGGCAAAUCGCACAAGAGAGCUACUUUUGCUAUGUAAUAAAUUUAAGUUUUCAGAUAAC
This is a messenger RNA of Myripristis murdjan (pinecone soldierfish), 6475 nucleotides long. RefSeq names its product PH domain leucine-rich repeat protein phosphatase 1-like. The record is from RefSeq and is a predicted model, not a curated record. Gene Ontology annotation, cellular component: cytoplasm. NCBI's taxonomy places the organism in Eukaryota, Metazoa, Chordata, Actinopteri, Holocentriformes, Holocentridae. Bases 340 to 5667 code for a protein of 1775 amino acids. Gene Ontology annotation, molecular function: protein binding. The transcript is spliced from 17 exons.